AAGCUUACACCUGUUGCCUGUGGGCCGCGUCCGUGCGCAGAAACGCGCCAAGAGAGACGGGCCCUGGCCCUGAGCGAGUUGCUUCUUGUCGCAGUGAUCAAAAGCGCGGAAACGUCUCUGAGCAUCAUCUAACUUCAGUUCCUUUCAGCGCAGUCGAGGUGACCAGCCUGGCAUCGACCACGACAUACGUCGUACCAUGCCUUGAACUCUGUUCGGCCGCUGCAUCUUCUUUCACUUUUUCUUCUCCUGCUCGGUCUUAUUAACUGCUUCAUUAAGGUUCGGUUUCUUCUACUUUUGAUUUACUACCACAUGUGCCGCCGUUCGGUUUGCUUUUCAACUACCACUUGCCAGAAAUACCUAAUUGCCAUCUUUCAAUAGUCACCAUGACUGAACGCGUCUACGGCGUCACGCCGCCCAUCUCGACGGCUCUCCCCACCGAGGCAGAGAAGCGAAUGCACCAGGCGCUCCAUGAGGAGCUGCGUGCCCAGGGCACUUUCGAGAGUCGCGCCGAGACAGAAGCGAGGAAGAAGGUUAUUACUCAGCUUGAGAAAAUCACAACUGCGUUUGUCAAGAAGGCUACGGCCGAGACCCAAAACUCGUUCAUGGUGCGCGAAGCGAUUGGGAGGGUGUUUACUUAUGGCAGUUACCGUCUUGGUGUCUAUGGUCCGGGUUCCGAUAUCGAUACCCUGGUGGUGGCCCCCAAGCAUGUCACGACCGAGCAGUACUUCCGUCUCUUUCCUCCCCUCCUCGUCGAGAUGGCUCCCCCCGGCGCCAUCACUGAUCUCACUCCAGUCCCCGACGCCUUUGUGCCCAUAAUCAAGUUUGAGUUUUCCGGUAUCAGCAUCGAUCUGAUCUUUUGCUCCAUCAAAGGUCUCACCCAGAUUCCCGAGGACAAGAGUUGGAACCUGACCGACAACACUCUGCUGCGCGGACUGAGUGAAAAUGAGGUGCGUUCGCUCAACGGAACAAGAGUCACAGAUGAGAUCCUCAACCUCGUCCCCGAACCUGCUACCUUUAAACUAGCUCUCCGGGCCAUCAAGCUGUGGGCGCAGCGCAAAGCCAUCUAUGCGAACAUUAUGGGUUUCCCCGGAGGUGUUGCCUGGGCCAUGCUGGUUGCCAGAGUGUGCCAGCUGUAUCCCAAAGCAACAAGUGCGGUUGUGGUGAACAAGUUCUUUCAUAUCAUGUUGAAGUGGCCCUGGCCGCUGCCUGUCUUGCUCAAGGAUAUCGAGUACAACAUUUCCGUUACACGGGCCCCUGUUUGGAAUCCCAAGCUAUACUCCAGCGACAGAAACCACAGGAUGCCCAUCAUCACCCCAGCAUACCCAGCCAUGUGCGCAACCCACAACAUCAACAGGUCCUCCAAGGUGGUGAUCAUGCAAGAGUUGGAGAAAGGAGUCCAGGUAACUGAGGAAAUCAUGACAGGCAGAGCACCGUGGAAGGCGCUAUUCACCAAACAUACCUUCUUCACGUCUGACUUUCGGUAUUACCUUACAGUCAUUUCGUCUAGCAGGACCAAGGAUGCCCAGAACGUGUGGUCAGGUUUCAUUGAGUCGAGGGUGCGUGUUCUUGUGAACAAGAUUGAGAAUCAUGCCGCCAUAGUACUGGCGCGCCCAUUCAACAAGGGAUACGACCGUCAGCACCGUUGCCAAAAUUAUGAGCAGCUUGGAGAUGUGGUCAACAGCGGAAGCUUGGCAUACCUGUACAAGCCCACGCCCGAAGAGGAGAAGGCCAAGGGUGAAGCCAAGACAGAAGUCAAGGCAGAGUUGAUCAAUGCGAAUCUGAAGCCAGAGAGUGUGUUGCAAGAUGGCCCAGUCGUUAAGCCCGAGCCUGGUACCGAGAUUGCAGCACCCCCGCCCGUUACCGCAGCAGAUGGAGCUGCCAUCAAGCCAGAACCGGGCGCAGAGUCAGCCAUGCCACCCCCGGCGCCACCACCAGUCGCCGAUGGGGUCAAGAAGGAAGAAAUCACAAAGAAUGGAGAUGGAGUCGAACAGAAAGACGGCAAUGACGGCGAAGUCAAGCUUGCCGAUAUCCCGGAGAAGAAACAGGAACUGGAAGUGUUUACCACUAACUACUACAUUGGGCUACAGCUGGGCAAGACGCCCGCGUCACUCGAUCUUUCUCGCGAGGUCCAGGAGUGGAUGAGCAUGUGUCGCAGCAGCGACCUCUAUAAGGAAGGCGUCAACUUUCUCGCCGUCACCCACAUCAAGAACACGAUGCUUCCCGACGAUGUAUUCGAACCUGGCGAGGUGAGGCCGCGUCCCCCGAAGAAAAAGCUCAAGAGACAAGCGCCGGAUGAUUCUUCGGCGCAGCAACCGACAAAGAAAUCCAAGCCAGUCGGGUCAGCUCUGACCCCGGCCGUGAGCUAGCGGUCUCGUGCGAGCGUACCAUCAGACAGAAAGUUUUGAAGUGUAAAAAAGCAACACAUUGUUGAGUUAUGGGAUUUGGCACCUUUGAGAAGAUAAUCGCGAGAAAAAUUUACAACAGCGGCUGGGUUUUGGGGCGGCGGCGGCGACGGCGUUGGUCAUUGGGUAUGGGGUAGUGUAAAGUAGUUAGAUCUUUCUAGACUAAUAGAGUUAGGGUUUUGGGGCACAAGUGCCUCCCAAAUUUCUUCGGGUUGCUCUGGGUCAAUGGGGUGAUGAAAUGUAGUUUAUGCUAUGUCGAUGUAUAUAAUCAAAUGCU
This is a messenger RNA of Podospora bellae-mahoneyi, 2679 nucleotides long. It is a transcript of the gene PAP1, whose product is annotated as polynucleotide adenylyltransferase. Lineage: Eukaryota; Fungi; Ascomycota; Sordariomycetes; Sordariales; Podosporaceae. Bases 384 to 2366 code for a protein of 660 amino acids. The transcript is spliced from 2 exons. The record is from RefSeq and is a predicted model, not a curated record. Gene Ontology annotation, molecular function: poly(A) RNA polymerase activity; RNA binding. Gene Ontology annotation, cellular component: nucleus.